Messenger RNA from Schistocerca cancellata (South American locust), 1412 nucleotides. RefSeq lists its product as uncharacterized. Bases 359 to 673 code for a protein of 104 amino acids. The transcript is spliced from 4 exons. The record is from RefSeq and is a predicted model, not a curated record. Lineage: Eukaryota; Metazoa; Arthropoda; Insecta; Orthoptera; Acrididae.
GUAUGCUAUCCAUUAGUAACGGCGGCCGAGGUCAACAGGUCGUUGCAACAACUUACUAAUCAUGAAUUCAAUAGGAUUCCCAGAUGGUACGAAUUAGGAAACCGGCCGUCAGUCAAAAUUUUUCUCAUACACGGGGCAAACACAACCUUUUUUGACAACGCGGUCAACAAUAAUAGGUCGAAAUGUAUUAAUCUGUGAGACUCGGCGAACACGUGACAAGAAAGUGCUUCCAUUGGCUACGCGAAAAUGCGCAGUUCCAAGCUUCCCAUAUAAUAGCAGUAAGGAGAUGUGUAUUCAGAUGCGGUAACGCUGUAAGUAGGGUAGGUACGGCAUCGAAAAGAUAAAAGUAAGCUGCGUUAUGGAACAAAUGGCCCAGACUUUGGAAUGGCAGGUGAAUGAGGUGGUGUUGCCUUUCCUGCGGAACAUUCUGCUCCCUUUGCUAGGAGCCCUGUCGAAGAAUGUCAUACAGGGUAUGUUGCCCACUCCAUUGUUGGCCCUGCUGCGAACCAUACUUCCAAUGCUGCGUAACGCACUGCCACCAGGCAUGUUCACCAUGCUGUCAUCCUUCCUGGGGACUGAAUACCCACAAAUCACGCACGUGAAUAGUGAACUCAGUAUGUGUUGGGCAGUCUUCGUGAUCGCAUGUGUUGUAGAUUUGGUUGGACAACAAUGAACAUAUGUUGCAGAAAGUGGCUGUAGAAUCGCACAGCAGCACAUACUAACAAACAAGAUGCACCUUUAAACCAAAAGAAACUGCAUACAUACUAAUAUUUGUUUCAUUUAUCAUGUUUAUGACCACCUGGCAAUAUCUUGAAAAACUAUCCGUGUAAAUAAUAACUUGUCAUCUCUCAUGCCUACUGUAUGGCUAAUUUAAGAAAGCAGUUUGAAACUUUGCUGGAAAAGGCAGCAGAAUUCUUACUAAUUCUGUCACAGGUACAUUGUUAAUUGUGUGAAAAACUGCCAUUUUAUGCAUUAUUAUCAAUGCUGCAGCAGCAGCAAAAAGACUUACUAAGCCUGUCUAUGAAUAAGGCACACAUACAAGGCCCGAGUUAACUGCUAUAUACAUUGUUGCUGUCAUGUGCACAGUGGAUUGUUUUCAACCUAGACAAUAGUUAAGUCAAAGAAAUUUUCUAUGUAUUCUAAAAAUAUUAGCAGUUUUUCUUCAUGGUAGUGAGUGAUUACUUACAUAAUGUGAGUUGAGUUAAUCUAUUCAUGCAUGAUGCUAGUUUAGCACUAAAUUGUUCUAUGUAGUAUUGUAAAAAUGCACUUAUGUUUCUUUUGAACCUAAUGAUUAAUAAUGUACAUAAAUGUAAAUGGGCUACAUGAGAUGUACCUGUAAUUUUAUGAAGGAAGGAAUAUUACCCGCUUAUUCCUGUGGAUGAUGCUGUUAUUAGAGGCAGACUGAAUUUUAA